GGCGCGGGUCCUGCCGGGAAGGGAGCGGCGCGGCUCGGCCUCGCAGCCUGAGCGGCGGCGGCGGCGCCGCCAUGUCCGGGGGCAGCAGCGCUGGCGAGUGGUGCCUCAUGGAGAGCGACCCGGGCGUCUUCACCGAGCUCAUCAAGGGCUUCGGCUGUAGAGGAGCACAAGUUGAAGAAAUAUGGAGUUUGGAGCCAGAGAACUUUGAAAAAUUGAAGCCAGUCCAUGGGCUGAUUUUUCUCUUCAAGUGGCAGCCUGGAGAGGAGCCAGCGGGUUCUGUUGUCCAGGAUUCCAGACUGGAUACAAUAUUUUUUGCUAAGCAGGUCAUAAAUAAUGCCUGUGCAACUCAAGCCAUAGUAAGUGUGCUGUUAAACUGUGCUCAUCAAGACAUUCAUCUAGGAGAGACCUUGUCAGAAUUUAAAGAGUUUUCCCAAAGCUUUGAUGCUGCGAUGAAAGGUUUGGCACUGAGCAACUCAGAAGUGAUUCGGCAAGUUCACAACAGUUUUGCCAGACAACAGAUGUUUGAGUUUGAUGCAAAGUCUUCAGCAAAGGAAGAAGAUGCCUUUCACUUUGUAAGCUAUGUUCCUGUUAAUGGGAGGCUAUAUGAGCUAGAUGGCUUAAGGGAAGGACCAAUUGAUUUAGGUGCCUGCCAUCAGGAUGACUGGAUAAGUGCGGUGCGGCCCGUCAUAGAGAAGCGCAUACAAAAAUAUAGUGAAGGUGAGAUAAGGUUUAACCUGAUGGCUAUUGUGUCAGACAGAAAGAUGAUAUAUGAGCAGAGGAUUGCAGAGCUACAGCAGCAACUGGCAGAGGAGGAGCCUAUGGAUACAGAUCAAAGUAGUAAUAUGUUAAGUUCUAUACAAUCAGAAGUUGCAAAAUACCAGAUGUUAAUUGAAGAAGAGAACCAAAAAUUAAAAAGAUAUAAGAUUGAAAAUAUUAGAAGAAAACAUAACUAUCUGCCUUUCAUCAUGGAAUUGUUAAAGACUCUAGCAGAGCACCAGCAAUUAAUACCAUUAGUAGAAAAAGCAAAAGAAAAACAGAAUGCCAAGAAAGCUCAGGAGGCCAAAUGAAGAUGACUUUGCAAAACACAUUCAGUACUUGCUUCUGAUACUAUUUUCAUGACAACAAAUAAAACUUUUCAUAAACUUCAA
Catharus ustulatus (Swainson's thrush) is the source of this 1148-nucleotide messenger RNA. RefSeq names its product ubiquitin C-terminal hydrolase L5 (gene UCHL5). Gene Ontology annotation, molecular function: proteasome binding; cysteine-type deubiquitinase activity. Gene Ontology annotation, biological process: ubiquitin-dependent protein catabolic process; protein deubiquitination. The coding region runs from base 72 to 1067 and encodes 331 amino acids. The record is from RefSeq and is a predicted model, not a curated record. The transcript has 11 exons. Lineage: Eukaryota; Metazoa; Chordata; Aves; Passeriformes; Turdidae. Gene Ontology annotation, cellular component: cytoplasm; Ino80 complex.